GCAGCAGGUUUGGAGUAACGAGGACAAGGGAAGCAACUGCUGAGUGCUCGACACGUGUCAACACAACAACCGGCAGAUUGGAAUGUUAUUAUCUCAGAACCAUAGGAUGAAUUAAGAGCAACACUAUUAAGUAGUAAUUGUGAGAGAGAACACUAGUAAAAGCACAUCACUUUACAACCACCGAUCGAUUUAAGUGUGAGUUAAAGAUAGUUAUAGAGAGAGAGAAUUGGAGGGCCUGUAUAUGUAAACAAGACUUGAAUUAGCGUGUGUUUUUUUAUGCUGAGCAGAGUGGGGGAGAGAGAGAGAGACGUUUGCUGCUUUUUUGGCCAUGGCGGCGUUUGCAGAGAGUUGUAAGUCUACCUCUUUAAUGCUCCCAUACAUAAGCCACAAAAUAAAAGCCUAAAAAGCAAAAUCAAAGGACUUAUAGCUCCCCCACUUCUUUACUCUUCGAAUUAUCUCUAUCUCCAAAAGUCUUCCUUACCUUUGUCUGCCCAAGAAAAUUUAACAAAAAAGCUGCAACUUUUAUCUAUAGCUACCAAAUGCCUUCUUAGCUUCCUCUCACUGUUGCUGUCACGCGCUUAUAUAGUACAGACAAGAACUGUAAUUCUUUUAAUUUUUUUUGUUUUUUGUUUUGGAGAGGGGAAAAAAAAAAAAACUUUGUAUUAUUCUUUUCGUUUAUUGUACUCAAAAAUUAAGAAAAAGUGGAAGGGGAGGUACAACCCAUAUCAUUCUUGGGUCAUAAUCAAAGCCGGUGUUGGUGAUCUGCUAUGGAUUGUCAGUCACAAUUGAAUUUUGGAAAAGUCUUAAAGAAGGCAACAAAAUGGCUGGGUUCUUUUCACUAGGUGGAGGGGGAGCAAGUAGCAGCCAAGACCAGGCGGCUCACCAAGAGAGCGCUAAUAAUCCUCCCAAUGAAAUUAGUCCAGAAAAUAAUUGGUUCUUGUACAGAAAUGAUCCUCAAGAGUUGCCCACCACAUACAGAGGGUUCGAGCUAUGGCAAACUAGUAAUAAUUCCCAGCAACCCCAAAUUCGACACCCAAUUAAUCCGCUUCAAGAUCUUUAUCCAACCGCGGCGGUUGGAUUAGGUGUCGGGCCGAGCCGUAGCAGCUUUACUGUUACGGCGCGGCCCGAUCAUCAUGACCCUUCCUCAGGAGGAUCGGGUUUGGUCAUGAUGAGGAGUAGUGGGGGAGGGGGAAUUAGUUGCCAGGAUUGUGGUAACCAAGCGAAGAAAGAUUGUCCACACAUGAGAUGUAGGACUUGUUGUAAGAGCCGAGGCUUUCAGUGCCAAACACAUGUGAGAAGCACUUGGGUUCCAGCCGCUAAAAGGAGAGAAAGGCAACAACAACUAUCUACUUUACAGCAGCAACAACAACAAGACCAACAAACGCUGCAGCUGCACAGAGAUAACCCCAAAAGGCAAAGAGAGGAUCCAAGUGCUUCCUCUCUUGUUUGCACUCGUAUUUUACCUUCCAGUACUUCUGGGUUAGAAGUGGGGAAUUUUCCAGCAAAAGUAAGUUCAGAUGCCGUAUUUCAUUGCGUUCGAAUGAGCUCCAUUGACGAUGCUGAGGAUCAAUUCGCUUAUCAAACAGCUGUGAACAUUGGUGGACACGUAUUUAAGGGAAUUCUAUACGAUCACGGUCCUGAGAAUCAGUACAUGGCUGCUGGUGAAAGCUCGUCCGGUGGUGGAAGUGCUAGUCACCAACAUAACCUUAUUGGUGCUGCAGGCACCGCCACGUCAGCUGCUACGAGUGGUGGCGGUGCUGCUGCAGCACCCGAAGGUUCGCCUUAUCUUGAUCCUUCUUUAUAUCCAGCUCCUCUCAACACUUUCAUGGCUGGUACGCAAUUCUUUCCACCUCCAAGAUCUUAGAGAUGAAAUAUUCUUCUACACCUAAAAAUUGACAUUUGACUUUUACUCUGUAAUGGGAUAUAGUUAUGUUAGUAGUAGCCGUUAAGGUUGAAAUUUCUAGGGGGACAAAAUAGGAGCAUAUGAAAGAAAAGAGGGAAUUGAGAGGAUGAUGAUUUGUUUCAGUUCUAAUUUCAAGCAUAAUUGAAUUAUUUCCAAUAAUUCUCUUUGGAAUGUCUUAUAAAGUCUCUCUCUUUGAGCUGAAAUGUUUGGCUUUCUUCUUUUAUUUUUGUAUCAAUUUCAAAUGACAUGUUUUCAAGUGUCUUCUGAAGUGAAUUCAAAAUGGGGUCUGAAAUAAGUUGUGUUUGAUUUUUAUAGCCAAAUUCCUGGCUGAAGGUUGAAUAUAGCACCUUUUUCUUCUCCGUAA
Lycium barbarum (goji berry) is the source of this 2267-nucleotide messenger RNA. RefSeq names its product protein EXPRESSION OF TERPENOIDS 1-like. Gene Ontology annotation, molecular function: DNA binding; DNA-binding transcription factor activity. Gene Ontology annotation, biological process: positive regulation of DNA-templated transcription. Lineage: Eukaryota; Viridiplantae; Streptophyta; Magnoliopsida; Solanales; Solanaceae. The transcript has 2 exons. The record is from RefSeq and is a predicted model, not a curated record. Bases 821 to 1864 code for a protein of 347 amino acids. Gene Ontology annotation, cellular component: nucleus.